AUGCCAACUCUGCCCGAUUCGACAGUUACAUCCAAAAUAGAGCCGGACCAGAAAAAUAAUCGCAAACUGCGAAGUAGCACGAGAAUCGCACUCCAAGAUGUCACCAACCGAUCCCCAUUCGAUCGCCAGCCAUUGACUGGCGAAUCACGACCUACGUCUGGUAUAAAGCCAAGAAGUCGGAAGAGAACAUUCGCGGAUAUUAAUGGAACAGAGGAAUUCGAACCAUGCGACGAAGAAAAUAUCACAAUCGAUGAGAGUGCUGGCAAGGUUAUUAAAGCAAUCAAACGAGGCACCAAAACCAUCGGAUCUCGAGUUACUCGUCCUGUCGAUUCGGAGAUUCUCGAUAAUGCUUUCAUGUGGAUUAAUGACGACGGAGAAGAAAUUAUCCAGCGACAUAGAGGGGGCUCUGACUAUCAAGGAUUGAUGGCCCGAACUCUGCCAGAUGUUGUGGUCGAGAAACAUAUAAAAGCCCCAAAGCGAUUCGCUGCACUUGACGACAAUGACGAGGACCCAUUUGCGUUUGUCUAUUCGCAUGAGAAGCUCGUUGUCCAUCCAGAGCGUCUCGAGUUCAAGGCUCAAGUUCUUGCAGCCCAUACACAACGAGGCAAUCGGACAUUAUGGGAUCUUGGAGUAACAAUAAAAGGCGUUAGGCGGACAUUGUUUCGCAUUCAGAGGGAAUUAUUCAGCCGCCACGAGAUUACCCUUAUCCUUUCCAAGAUGAUGGAUGCAGUAGUGAGGUGGCCGACGCUUAAUGAGCUAUUCGGGAAUCCGAACCGAAACACCACCCUGGCCACAAUCCUCUUUUCCACUGCUCAACAGAGUGUCCUACCAGAGAAGCCUAUGUUAUGUGGUGGAUAUACUAUUGGGAAGCAAGUGUUCUUGAGUAUUCUCAUAAGACUUCCCUUCAUCGACCGAGAUACUCUUAAAGUAGCUACUACCGAAGUCACUAUUACACCUAAAGCUAUCAAGGAAGAAUGCGAUGAAGUUGAGAGUACACUCUUCACAUUCAACCAAGGUAUUACAUGGGAUGGACCUAAUGAGAAUGGAGAAUUCCCCUUUAUCCUGAAGCGUGGUGUAUCUGAGGCGGAUGAUGCCUCAAGAGAAGGAUUUGACCGCGCCCAACGACUUGCGCGACUUUGCCGGGGCACAUGGGCACGGAAAUCACCUUUAUCUACUAAAGCACAAUUGAAUGCUUGGUACAGAGGCUUUAUCGACCAAUACCAUGAAGAAUUACGGGUAUACGAUGGCAGUUGCCUUAUUCUCACUAAUGCACAGAUCCUUUUAACCCAGCUUCACCCUUCACCAAAAAUAUGCGAGCAUAUAUCAGGACAAUCCCUACCAUUCGUUCAAAUCUACUCUAUGGAUCGUUCCUGGGUGGAUCUUGUCAUGGACAAAGCAAUAUCGACGUGGAUGCAAACUAGCGAUCUUAUCAAGACGUAG
Molecule: messenger RNA, 1440 nt
Organism: Clonostachys byssicola
Lineage: Eukaryota; Fungi; Ascomycota; Sordariomycetes; Hypocreales; Bionectriaceae
Source: the annotation of a GenBank genome assembly